Amaranthus tricolor (Joseph's coat) is the source of this 2851-nucleotide messenger RNA. RefSeq lists its product as uncharacterized. Lineage: Eukaryota; Viridiplantae; Streptophyta; Magnoliopsida; Caryophyllales; Amaranthaceae. The transcript has a single exon. Bases 91 to 2073 code for a protein of 660 amino acids. The record is from RefSeq and is a predicted model, not a curated record.
CCCCAAAACAUUAUCCAUUACAAACCAUCAUUCAACAAAUUACAGUUUACACUACUACUACACUAUCUCAUUAGUCAAAGCCCGACCCGAAUGGAAUCCCCACCCACUGUCACCGGAACCAUCAUCUUCUCCACCGUCGGCCGAACCGACUACGGUUUCGAUAUCUUCUCUCUACCUCUCUCCAACCCUUCCAAAUCAACCGAACACCGUCUCACUGAUGGCAUUUCCAUCAAUUUUAACGGUCACUUCCUUGAUGACAACCAAACCCUUGUAUUCAUCUCCGAACGAACCGGGUCUCCUCAAGUUUACUUAACCCGACCCAACUCCUCUACCCUACCGGACCUACCGGAUCCGCUCCCGUCUAUUCCGGGUAGUCUCUUCCAUGACCGUCCAAUACUCCAUGGAAAUCAUCUCAUAUUCGUUUCAGCUCAUGAACAACCUUCUGGUUCCCUUUACAAAAGCUGGUCAGCUGUUUAUUCCACCAUUAUUGAUAAAAAUCAAAAACCAGAAUUUAACCGGUUAACCCCUGUUGGGGAAGCUGAUUUUAGUCCUGCUAUUUCACCUUCUGGAAACUUCCUUGCAGUUUCUUCUUAUGGUUCUAAACCUUGGGGUGGUGAAUUUCAUGAACUUAAUACACAAAUUGUUGUAUUCCCUCUUUCUGACCCAUCUAAACGCACCGUUUUGGUUGAACGUGGUGGGUGGCCCACUUGGGGUUCUGAUAACACCGUUUACUUCCACCGUCAAUCUGAUGACGGUUGGUGGAGUAUUUACCGAGUUGAUUUCAAUUCUACUGAGUCAUUCUACCGAGUCACUCCACCGGGUGUUCACGUCUUCACUCCUGCUGCGAUCCGAGAUGGUAAAACUAAAAGAAUCGCUGUUGCUACUCGGAGAAAAGGUACGAUUUACCGUCAUAUUGAAAUUUUUGAUACUGAGUCAGGCGAAUUUCACCCGGUCACCGAGUUAAUCAACCCGGGUCUCCACCAUUAUAACCCGUUUGUCUCACCCGGAUCUAAGUUCAUCGGGUACCACCGCUUUCGGGGAUUGUCACAAGGAGUCAAAUUAAUCCCGAAUCUCGAACCUGUUAACUCUGCAUUCAACUCUCUGAAAAUGAUGAGAAUCAACGGCUCAUUUCCUUCCUUCUCAUCUGAUGGUAAAUUCAUUGCAUAUAAUCAUGAUUUUGAUGGAAACGGAGGGUUGGAGAUCAUGAAAUCAGACGGUUCAAAAAGAUGGACAUUAAUCAAAGGGCGAGUAGCUUUCUACAAUUCAUGGGCUCCAUUAACAUCCGAUAAGAACAAGCACGUCAUAUUUACAUCAUUAGGAUCCAUUUUCCAACCAGCCCAAGUAUCCGUCCAGGUUGCUCGGGUCAGUUUUCCCAUUUCCAGUCUUAAUCUUCAAACCAAAGAGAUUGAGAAUGUACAGAUAAAAAUCAUGACAAAACCAGAAACAGGGAAUAAUGGUUUUCCGGCGUGUUCUCCUGACGGAAAACAAGUGGUAUUCCGGUCAGGUAGGUCGGGUUACAAGAAUCUUUACUUGAUGGAUUCUGUUGACGGAGAAGAUAACCAUAUUCAUCAGUUGACGGAUGGUCCAUGGACCGAUACCAUGCCCAGUUGGUCACCGGAUGGAAAAUGGAUAGCGUUUUCCUCCAACCGUCAUGACCCAAACAAUCCGGUUACAUUUGGGAUAUACAUGAUCCGACCCGAUGGAUCCGACUUGAGAAGAGUACAUAUUGACGGGUCCAAUGAUGCAGCAAUGGAGAGGAUUAACCAUGUAUGUUUUAGCCCGAAUGGAGAAUGGUUGUUGUUCACGACGAAUAUGGGCGGAGUAACGGCGGAGCCGGUGAGUUUUCCGAACCAAUUUCAGCCGUAUGGUGAUUUGUUUAUAGUUAAGGUGGAUGGAAGUGGGUUGAGAAGAUUGACAUGGAAUGGGUAUGAGAAUGGUACACCUGCUUGGCAUGGUAAUGGAGGAAUUGAUGUUGAUUUUGAGAAAUUGUGUUUAAAUGGAGAUGAUGAGUUAGAUUGUGAUGAGUUGAAAGGUGAAUUCAUUGAACCAUUGUGGAUUACAUGUAAUUUUUAAUACUUAUAGUUUGAUUGGAUAUUGUGUAAUAGGACUGAGUAAGACUUUGUAUUUGUAUUUGUGAUGUUCUUCUAAAGUCUCUUCGGUGUUGGUAUUGAAUCAAAGAAAAAGAGAAUGAUUUUAAUGAAGUAAAAAAAUCGGCCUAAUGUGUAUAUUGAUUCAUUAAAUUUGUUGAGAUUAAUAGUGAUUUGAGUGUACUAAUUGAUUUGUGCAUUUAUGUGUAAAUUAUUUAAUGAAGGUAAUGAAGAAGUGCACUAAUUGAAGGUAAUGAAGUAUGACUUAUUUAAUGAAGAAGUGCAAAAGAGUUUGUAGAUGCUCUACAAUGUUUAGUCGAGUAAAGUUGUCCCUGUACCUCGCUUGACCAAGGCGCUCGAUCGAACGGGUUCUUGGAUGGGUCGAGCAGAUAGUCAGAAUACUUCUAGUAGCCUCCUGUGCCUCGCUCGAUUGAGCGGCUCUCUAUUUUGGUUGAGCAGACCUUUUGAUGUUCCUAGGAUUCUGUUUUGACUCUUCAAGUUUUUAGAGCUUUUCAAAGUUAUUAAUUUAUAGCUUUAAUGUAUUAAAUGUUGAUUAGUGUAAUUUCACUUAUAAAUAGGAAACUCAUUUAUCCAUCCAAACACAUCAAACAUAAACCCUUAAGCCUAAACACACGACCUUUGUUUUAUCUCUUAUUCAAUUGUAAUACUUCAUUUGUAAGAGUUGUUUAACUCCAUUGAAAUAGUAUAAACAAGAAGCUACGCACCACGGAGGACGUAGUCAUCACUGGGUGAAACUCCUUAAA